CUUUAGUGCUCAUAAUCCAUACCGUGGUGGUCUUUCGCCCUUAGCUGAUCCGGUGGUCUUCAUGAAGUGCUCACAGCCCGUUGCUUCUGCUUUUUAUAUCAAUACUGAACCAUGUAUUGAGGAAGCAUCCCUUUUUGAUACACCCCCUAAUUUUUCCCAAAUGAAGGCAUACUCAUACGCUUUGUAUGGGUCUGAUCUACUAAUACGGGACAUCGAGGAUUCUUGCAACAUAACCAUGAUCACUCUCUUAUCGAGCCAGGAAGUGGAUCGGUAUAAACGUGUGAGCCCACCGUAUACGGACCUCCACAACAUGAUGGCUGAAGGAUUCGAACUCUUAUAUUCUGGAUCUUAUUCGUCGGAAAUAUUCCAGAUUUGCGCGAUAAGUUUCAGAUACCGAAUGGUGUGGUGCAACCCAUAUGACUCCUCUGAUGACAUGCGCCUUUUUGCGCUCCGUCUUGUGCCUGUUGCAGUAUUGAAUCUCUUCUUUUUCUUGGUCCACUUCCUAGCAGCAAAAUUCAUACUUGGAGCUCCGUGUGUGUUGAUACUUCUAAUCUUAAAGUGGAUGAGAAGGCAUCAGGCGGCCGACGCAAAUAUCGAAGAAUUCCUACUAGCUCACAACAACUUUUUGCCCAUAAGGUACUCUUACUCGGAUAUAAAGAAGAUCACAAAAAAUUUCAAAUGCAAGUUAGGUGAAGGGGGAUAUGGUUCUGUAUAUAGAGGAAUACUUAGAAGUGGCAAUGAAGUUGCAGUUAAGAUUUUGAACAAAUCAAAAUCUAAUGGCUAGGAUUUUAUAAGCGAAGUGGCCACAAUUGGAAGGAUCCACCACAUUAAUGUGGUGCAACUUGUUGGUUUUUGCUUCGAUUACUCCAAACAAGCUCUUGUCUAUGAUUUCAUGCCGAAUGGAUCUUUGGAUAAACACAUUUCCUAUAAGGAUGGUGAUGAUCCUCUUAAUUCUAAGAAAAUGUAUGAGAUCUCUCUUGGCAUAGCUAGAGGGAUAGAGUAUCUACAUCGGGGAUGUGAUAUGCAAAUUCUACAUUUUGACAUCAAGCCUCACAACAUUCUCCUAGACCGAAGUUUCACUCCGAAAGUUUCUGACUUUGGACUUGCAAGACUUUAUCCCACCGAUCGCAAUAUAGUAUCGCUGACUGCAGCAAGAGGAACCUUGGGUUAUAUGGCUCCUGAGCUAUUCUAUAAAGACAUUGGUGGCAUUUCUUACAAAGCCGAUGUUUAUAGUUUUGGGAUGUUAUUAAUGGAAAUGGCCGGUAGAAGGAGAACUCUAAAUGCACAUGCAGAGCGUUCGAGUCAAAUUUACUUUCCUUUGUGGGUUUAUGAUCAACUUGGUAAAGAAAAGGAACUUGAAAGGGUAGAUGUCAUAGAAGAGGAAAGAGAAACAUCAAGGAAGAUGAUAAUCGUUGCAUUGUGGUGUAUACAAUUGAGCCCUAAUGGUUGGCCGUCGAUGAGGAAAGUCCUAGAUAUGCUUGAAGGAGAUAUGGAUAGACUGCAAUUGCCUCCAAAACCACUUUUGUAUCCAAUGGAGGCACCGGUUGAUGAUGUUGACGCUGAGAUAGAACUUGAAACAGUCUCAUCUUUGUCAAGUACUCUGAUAGUUUCUAGUGGUUACCAAUUUUAG
Messenger RNA from Eucalyptus grandis, 1630 nucleotides. RefSeq names its product rust resistance kinase Lr10. Lineage: Eukaryota; Viridiplantae; Streptophyta; Magnoliopsida; Myrtales; Myrtaceae. Gene Ontology annotation, biological process: protein phosphorylation. Gene Ontology annotation, molecular function: protein kinase activity; ATP binding. The transcript has 3 exons. The record is from RefSeq and is a predicted model, not a curated record.